UGGCAUCCCAAAAAUCUUUUUGCAACCGCGAGCCCGGCGCGCGCAUGUUUCGCUCUUUGCUAUAAAAUUCAGGAGUUUGCAAUAAAUAAUGGCUUCGACUGUAAACUCGAAGCAAACAGCCGUAAACGGUGAAUUACAGUCGAGUACACAACCGUGUCCGUGCGAAAUACCUAAAAUGGAAAAUAAAGUUGCCGUUGUUUUGGGUGCUCAAUGGGGUGACGAAGGAAAAGGAAAAGUUGUGGAUUUAUUGGCUGUUAACUGUGACAUCGUGUGCCGUUGUCAGGGUGGUAACAAUGCUGGACACACCGUAGUCGUCGACGGCAAGGAGUUCGAUUUCCACUUACUACCAAGUGGUAUCAUCAAUCCGAAAUGUAUCUCCCUUAUUGGCAACGGCGUGGUUAUCCACCUCCCUGGACUCUUCGAAGAGUUGAAGAAGAACGAGUUGAAAGGCAUGAAGGGCUGGCAGGACAGACUGAUCAUAUCAGACAGAGCUCACCUCGUCUUCGACAUGCACCAACAGGUGGAUGGUCUUCAAGAGGCUGAGAAGGGCAAGAACUCGUUAGGUACCACAAAGAAGGGCAUUGGUCCAACUUACUCGUCUAAGGCCACCCGUAAUGGACUGCGGAUAGGAGACCUACUCGGUGACUCCGCUAUGUUUGAGGAGAAGUUCCGCACUCUAGCAGCUAACUACAAGAGAAUGUUCCCAUCUCUCGAAGUAGACAUUGAUGGUGAACUGGCUCGCUAUCGUGAGUACGCUGAGAAGAUCAGGCCUAUGGUCAGAGACACCGUCUCCUAUCUCCACAAGGCCAUCGGGGAAGGAAAGAAAGUAUUGGUCGAAGGAGCUAACGCUGCUAUGUUGGAUAUAGAUUUUGGUACCUACCCGUACGUGACGUCAUCAAACUGCAGUAUCGGUGGAGUGUGUACCGGCCUGGGCCUGUCUCCGCGCGUCAUCGGCGACGUGCUCGGCGUCGUGAAGGCGUAUACGACACGUGUUGGCGACGGACCCUUCCCUACUGAGUUGCAUGAUGAUACAGGCAAACUGCUACAGGAGCGCGGUCACGAGGUGGGAGUGACGACGAAGCGCGUGCGGCGCUGUGGCUGGCUCGACCUCGUCGUCGUGCGGUACACCGCCAUGGUCAACGGGUACACCUCGCUAUGUCUCACAAAGAUGGACAUCCUAGACACGUUGCAGGAGAUCAAGAUCGGCGUAGCGUACAAGCUGAACGGCAAGAAGAUUGAAUACUUCCCUUCGUCGAUGACCGAGCUCAGCAAUGUGGAGGUGGAGUACAUCACGUUACCUGGAUGGGCGUGCAGUAUAGAAGACGUGCGGGAACUGAGCAAGCUGCCUGAACAAGCCAGGAACUACGUGAAGGCCAUCGAGAACUUCCUACAAAUACCUGUUAAAUUCAUCGGCGUGGGCCAAGGCCGGGAAUCCAUCAUCAGCACGGAUGAAGCUUAACGUUGAAGCGGUACUCGCCACCUAGUGUCACUAGCGUAUAUAUUGUUGUUACUUUAUAAGUAAGGCACGGGCUGUGAGAGUUACGUCUUUGUUGCGCUCAUAACACGUAAUAGUAACAUUUCAAUGCUUGAAACGUUUAUCUAAAACUUUUCAUUACCUAUGUUUUCAGUUCUUAAGACAGUGAUAAUGCUGUUGCCGAACGGAAUCCAAAAUCUAAGGAUUUUAUCGAUUUUUUACAUUAGAUGUAUGGAUUUCCUGCCGAAAACAGAUGGAUUCAGGUAUUUUGGAUCGGUUCCAGAAAUCUCGUAAUAAAUCUUUGAAAAAUUUGAGUUUGCUAUUGUUAUGUGAUGAGCGCAAAAGAGACCGAAUUCCCAUAGCUCCUUGCUGGCUUACCUAACAGUUGUUUAAUCAGGCAACAUAUUAAUGUAAUGUACUUAAGCCCCUUAGCUAAUUCAAAUCUUUUAUAAAAUAAGGGCUUAUCAAUUAGCCUGUCACUGGAAUUGAUAUUGCAACACCAAUUUUAUGACAAUAUACAUUGUAGCGUGUUUAAAAGAGAAGAAGCCUUGCCUUGAAUUGAUAUUUUUUUAUAUUUGCCUAUUCAACCGAUGACAUUAUUAGCAAAUACACUAAAUGUCUUACUACUACUUCUAAGCUAUAAUUAUAGCGUGCUCCCGUGUAUUUAGAGGUAGUUUCAACUACAAAGUUUAAGGUGCUUUCAUAAUAAUUAUUCAUAUUAAAUUUUCACAUCUUUAGCGAUUACGCACGCUGUAAAAUGUGAGAGCACCUUAAAUUAUUGAGAUCGUAAGCCUGUUUUGGACCAUAAGCUAAACUUAAGUGACAAAGUACUUAUAAAACAAAGCUAUGUUCGUAUGUUACGUACUAGUUUUGCUCUUGGCCCGUAAUGGGCUUCGUACCUAUCUCGAAUACUAAAAUCUCUAACAUUUGUAGUUGAAACAUUACUAAACAAGCUUACUUCACUAGUCAAUAAUUGAAACAUAAGGUGCAGGUUUUAUACAAGAGUUAUAAUUCAGUAUUGUUCAUUGAAACUAUAGCAUAUGAGCUCAGGCCAAGAUAUAUAGGCUUCAUAUUUGCUAUCACUGUUACACUAUAGUUUUCUAUGUAUGUAAAACAGUGAUAGAUAUAUGAAUGUUUGUCUUGACCUAUGUAGCAGAUAAAUCUUGCCUCUGGACUUCUUUAUUAUAAGAUGUGCUAGUUCAUUGUUAUCGUGAUAGGAUUUUGGAACUUAUAGUUGAAAUAUUUAGUAUUGUGUAAUUAUGUUUCUAUCUGAAAGUAGGUGUAACUUGAUACUUUUAGUUUGUGGGUUAAACUAUAGGCAAGUUUUUAUCUUGGUAAAGUCACGUAGCUAUGCGAAUAUAUCGUCUAUAUGUAAUUAGCAAAUUUUUAAUAUGUACUUAUGUAUGUGUAAUCGUGAAUUUUAUAGAAUAUUAUAUUAUAUUCCACUGUUAAGAGAAGUACCCAGGGCAAUCUUACACUGACUGCAAGCUACUCGUACAUCGGAUUUAGUACAAAACACUGUUUAUUGACGGUAUUUAUUGGCGGCGAAAUGCCAAGUUUCCUUUCGCAGCAAUAAUAGGAUAAUUAAUGUAUAAACAAUCUGUUAAGGUGCGGUCGACACGUUAGGCGGCGUUAUUAUACUUGUAAAGUAUUAUUAUAAAGACACCAAGGCUUAAUUAUUCCUAAUGUUUAUUUUUAGUUCACUUGUUCUAAGGUGUCAAUUUUCGUUCCAGGUUCAACACAAAUGUUAGCAUCUCGCUAAUUAAUAAGGUUUAUAUAAGCACGAUAUCACAAGAGAACCCUGGAACGAUAUUCUUUCUCUUUUUAUUACUUAUUUUUUUCUAAGUUGACAACGUCAGUUUUUUGCACAAACGAAAUAGCAAUAAUGUUGAAUAAAGACCUUUGUAGUGUUAAUAUUAUUAAUAUUUGGUUGAAAUCAAUACUUUUUACUAACUUUUUUAUUUACGGCUAUACUGCUACAGCUUGUAUAAUCGUGAAAAGCGUUGAAGCAAUUUAGACUUUAUUUUAAUAAUUUAAUAAAAUUUUACAAAGGCCCAUUCCAAAGAUCUUUUCAAAUGAAAUAUUUUAUGUACUUAUUUUUAACGAAUCAUCGUUUUGCUUCUACAUUCUGUGAGUCGUGUUUUAUGUGAUAUAAUUGUGUAUAAUUAUUGGAGAUGUUUACAUUAAUAUAGUACUUCCUAUUAUAUCAAUGUAAGUAUUUGAAUACAGUUAAUAUGCCAAUAAAACGGUUUAUUCUUUUA
This is a messenger RNA of Spodoptera litura, 3735 nucleotides long. RefSeq names its product adenylosuccinate synthetase (gene Adss). Lineage: Eukaryota; Metazoa; Arthropoda; Insecta; Lepidoptera; Noctuidae. Gene Ontology annotation, molecular function: GTP binding; adenylosuccinate synthase activity. The record is from RefSeq and is a predicted model, not a curated record. Gene Ontology annotation, biological process: IMP metabolic process; 'de novo' AMP biosynthetic process. Gene Ontology annotation, cellular component: cytoplasm.